This is a messenger RNA of Danio aesculapii, 4373 nucleotides long. RefSeq names its product adaptor related protein complex 1 subunit beta 1 (gene ap1b1). Gene Ontology annotation, molecular function: clathrin binding. Gene Ontology annotation, cellular component: clathrin adaptor complex; membrane coat. NCBI's taxonomy places the organism in Eukaryota, Metazoa, Chordata, Actinopteri, Cypriniformes, Danionidae. The coding region runs from base 86 to 2929 and encodes 947 amino acids. The transcript is spliced from 22 exons. Gene Ontology annotation, biological process: vesicle-mediated transport; intracellular protein transport. The record is from RefSeq and is a predicted model, not a curated record.
AAACAUGUAAGGUGGGAGGGAAGGAAGAAGGCCGACUUGUACACACUCACUCUUCACUUCGGAGAACCGAGGCUUGGGAUCCAAGAUGACAGACUCCAAAUAUUUCACCACUACCAAGAAAGGAGAGAUCUUUGAGCUGAAGGCAGAGCUCAACAGUGAUAAGAAAGAGAAGAAGAAGGAGGCUGUAAAGAAGGUCAUUGCGUCUAUGACCGUUGGGAAAGAUGUCAGUGCUCUGUUUCCUGAUGUGGUUAACUGCAUGCAGACGGAUAAUCUGGAGCUGAAAAAGCUGGUCUAUUUGUACUUGAUGAAUUAUGCCAAGAGCCAACCAGACAUGGCCAUCAUGGCAGUCAACACCUUUGUGAAGGACUGUGAGGACCCGAACCCUCUGAUCCGCGCUCUAGCUGUGCGCACGAUGGGCUGCAUCCGAGUGGACAAGAUCACGGAGUAUCUGUGUGAACCUCUGAGGAAGUGUCUGAAAGAUGAAGACCCUUACGUGAGGAAGACUGCAGCAGUUUGUGUCGCCAAGCUCCACGACAUUAACGCCCAGCUGGUAGAAGACCAGGGCUUCCUGGACACACUGAAAGACCUGAUCUCUGACUCCAACCCCAUGGUGGUAGCAAAUGCAGUAGCAGCUCUGUCUGAGAUAGCAGAGUCUCAUCCUAACAGCAACCUUCUGGAUCUGAACCCUCAGACCAUUAAUAAGCUCCUGACAGCCCUUAAUGAAUGCACUGAAUGGGGCCAGAUCUUCAUCCUUGACUGCCUGGCCAACUACACACCCCGUGAUGACCGCGAGUCUCAGAGUAUCUGCGAGCGUGUGACUCCACGACUGUCUCAUGCUAACUCUGCUGUGGUGCUGUCUGCUGUGAAGGUUCUGAUGAAGUUCAUGGAGAUGCUGCCGAAAGAUCUAGACUAUUAUGGCACUCUGUUGAAGAAACUUGCUCCUCCAUUGGUCACGCUGCUCUCUGCUGAACCUGAACUGCAGUAUGUUGCCCUAAGGAACAUAAACCUCAUCGUACAGAAACGGCCUGAAAUUCUAAAGCAUGAGAUGAAGGUUUUCUUUGUGAAAUAUAAUGACCCAAUCUAUGUCAAGCUGGAGAAGCUGGAUAUAAUGAUCCGCCUGGCGUCUCAGGCCAACAUUGCUCAGGUGCUGGCUGAGCUAAAGGAAUAUGCCACUGAAGUGGAUGUAGACUUUGUGCGUAAAGCUGUACGAGCCAUUGGCCGCUGUGCAAUUAAAGUGGAGCAAUCAGCAGAGCGUUGUGUCAGCACACUUCUUGACCUCAUUCAAACUAAGGUCAAUUAUGUGGUGCAGGAAGCCAUUGUGGUGAUCAAGGACAUCUUCCGCAAGUACCCCAACAAGUAUGAGAGCGUGAUUGCCACUCUGUGUGAGAAUCUGGAUUCUCUGGAUGAGCCCGAGGCACGAGCAGCUAUGAUCUGGAUCGUAGGUGAAUAUGCAGAGAGGAUUGACAAUGCCGAUGAGCUGCUGGAGAGCUUCCUGGAAGGCUUCCAUGAUGAAAGCACACAGGUGCAGCUGCAGUUGCUGACAGCUAUUGUGAAGUUGUUCCUGAAGAAACCCACCGAGACCCAGGAGCUUGUGCAACAAGUGCUCAGUCUCGCCACGCAGGAUUCUGAUAACCCUGACCUGCGUGACCGUGGCUACAUCUACUGGCGUCUGCUCUCCACAGACCCUGUGGCUGCUAAAGAGGUGGUUUUGGCUGAAAAGCCACUGAUCUCAGAGGAGACGGACCUGAUUGAACCCACCCUGCUGGACGAGCUCAUCUGCCACAUUGGUACUCUGGCUUCAGUCUACCACAAACCUCCCAGUGCUUUUGUGGAAGGCAGCCGUGGUGUUCAGCACAAGAGACUUCCUGCUCGUGCUGGCUCUGGCGAGAGUGCCGAGAGCCCUGAAGUUGGCCAGUCUGGAGCUUCUGAAGCUUCACCUGCAGUCAUUCCAUCACAGGGCGAUCUCCUGGGGGACCUGCUGAACCUGGAUCUGGCCCCGGCCACCACCACUGUCCCUUCAGUUCAGCCUUCAAUGCAGAUGGGAGCCAUGGACCUUCUGGGAGGUGGUCUGGAUAGUCUGCUGGGAGGAGACAUCGGUGGAAGUCCUUCGAUGGGUGCUGCUUUGGGGGCCCCUGCAGCCAUGCCUGCCGCUCUGAGCAAUGCUCCAGCUGUUGGAGGUGGAUUGGGAGACCUUUUUGACCUCGGCGGGGGUGUUGGCAUGCCAACGGGAUUCUAUGUUGCUCCUAAAACUUUGUUUUUACCAGCAAUGAAGGCUAAAGGGCUGGAGAUCUCUGGGACAUUUGCCCGACGCGGCGGCAUUAUUCAAAUGGAUCUGUCUCUCACCAACAAAGCCAUGAGCGUAAUGACUGACUUCGCCAUUCAGUUCAACAGGAACAGUUUUGGUUUGGCCCCUGCUGGCCCUUUGCAGGUUCUGACUCCUCUGACUCCGAAUCAGACAAUUGAUGUCAGUCUGCCUCUCGGCACAACUGGCCCCGUCAUGAAAAUGGAACCACUCAACAAUCUCCAGGUAGCUGUGAAGAAUAACAUUGACGUGUUCUACUUCAGCUGCCAGUAUCCUCUUAGCCUGCUCUUUGUAGAGGACGGAAAGAUGGAACGUCAAGUGUUUCUGGCCACCUGGAAGGACAUCCCAAAUGACAACGAGGCACAGUUCCAAAUCAAAGACGUACACCUCAACUCAGAUGCAGCCAGCAACAAGCUGCAGGGCAGUAAUAUCUUCACCAUAGCCAAGAGGACAGUGGAUGCCCAAGACAUGCUCUACCAGUCCAUCAAACUCACCAAUGGCAUCUGGGUGCUGGCAGAAAUGCGUGUGCUAACUGGCAACCCCAACUAUACGCUGUCGAUAAAGUGCAGAGCGCCAGAGGUCUCUCAGUUUGUGUACCAGUGCUAUGAGUUGGUGCUGAAGAACUGAAGUAUGGGGGAAACCAGGAGGAUCUCCCAGAAGUUCUUUGGGUGACUGAAACCCAAAACUCGAUUGGACCAGAGGAAGACCCCCCCCACUGUCUUGCUUUCCCUCAGACUGUGCUUUCACAGCAUUGACUGAAUCCCAAGGAAUUUUUCCUCAUUAUUUUUGUCCAUUCCAAACAGCGUUCUUUAUCCGCUCAUCUUUCCAUUCUCAUGAUAUCUAAAAUGCAACACGAAUGAUAAAAAUAUCAACUUUAUUCCACAGAUGUUCUUCUCAGCAAAUCUCAUUGCCUGUACUGUAUGAUUGCUUUCCCGUGUGUUCGAGUAAUUGUUUUUUUCACCACUCAUUAUGGGCAAACGUGCGGAAGAUCUCGCUUUUUAAACCAUCCAGUGGCAGGAAGGGUUUGUUUACCACAGUUGAGAGAAACCUUUCAACACUGCUGUUUUUAAUUUAGUUUUCGUCAUCAGCAUUUUUGCGUGAACGUUCGAAGUUCAAGUCUUGAUUUAUAUCUUUUCUUCAGUUUUAGUAAUGCUCAUGUCUUUCCUCGAUAAUUUUGGUCUUUCCAUCAUUUCUUUGAAGGGAAUGCUGCGUGUUUAUGCAGAAGCACUACACCAUUGCUGAGUCUAACUUGUCUUUGCAUUCAGAAUCUCUAUAUUUGGUUAGGACUAAGAUUGCAGUCAUGUUUGGUUAUUACAGUUUAUUUUUAUUUUGGGGGUUAUUUUUAGUCACUACUGUGUGUCGUGUGCGGUGUACCAGUUUUGUGUGUGUGUGUGUGAGUGAGUUGGAGGUGUAACAUUCUGCAUGUUCUGUUCCCUCUUAUGGCAAUCUUCCCUGUCCUCCGUCAGUCUGUUUGUGUACACAUGCCCACAUAUCCUGGAGGUUGUUGAUUUAGUGUCUGCGCUUUUUGUUGCAAGCAAGAUAAACUGCUCAAUCUGUGAGGGAGACUACUCGGCUGUUCAGAUUAAUUUGCAGAAAGUGAUGGUUAUGGUUGGAAUAUCUCAGAUCACGCUGAAGAUGAUGCGUUUAAAGUCUCAUACUUGGCAAAACAACUUGCUCCACCAUUCCUAAUGGGACUUAUGAUGGGAGUUAUGGCUAAACCUUUAAGAACGUGUCAUUUUUGUUUUGUUUAGUUUUUUUAACAUGUUUGCAAUCAGGACAGACUAUCUCUCUCAAGAUAAAACAAAAAAACACCAGACUAAAUACUGCUGAACUGACACACAAAAUGCUCUAUGCGCUUAAAUAUUUUCAAGUAAUAUUGAUGAUUGUUUUUCUUUUAAUUAUAGUUUGGUGUUUGAUUCUGUUUGUGUGUGUGUGUGUGUUAUGUUCUAUGGGCUUAGUCAUGAGGGUGACUAAAAGGAGCUGUCCAGCAAAAAAAGUUGCUUUACAUUUUAUUCCGUUCUGUCAUGAAUGCAUCAUCUGUUAAUGAAAUUAAAAAAGUAUAUUACCCAUA